Messenger RNA from Prionailurus viverrinus (fishing cat), 8601 nucleotides. It is a transcript of the gene USF3, whose product is annotated as upstream transcription factor family member 3. NCBI's taxonomy places the organism in Eukaryota, Metazoa, Chordata, Mammalia, Carnivora, Felidae. Bases 415 to 7128 code for a protein of 2237 amino acids. Gene Ontology annotation, molecular function: protein dimerization activity. The record is from RefSeq and is a predicted model, not a curated record. The transcript has 7 exons.
UGGGAAAGUUGAGGCCGCGCUGCCGCCGGGUCUCCGGCCUUGAGGGCUCGGGCUCGCUGCGGCGGCGGUGGCCGCAAGAAGAGGCGGCGGGGGCGGGGGGAGAGGAGGGCCUGGGCCCGCGCUCCCCCAGCCCCAGAGGAGCAGGCGGCGGCCGCGGACGGAGAGAUUCGCCCGGGCGGUCGGACACCCCUGCCGUACCCGCCUGGGAUCAUGACCCAGGCGGGGGUCGCCGCCGCCGCUGCCGCCGCGGCCGAGACCGCGCAGCCAGUGGUAAGAAGAAAACAUAACUUAUAGACCAUCUUCUGGUAGAAGAUGAUAGAUUUGGAUCAGAAACGGGAGGUGCUGGAAGCCAGGAAUCAAAAGUGAAGAACUUCUGCAAGCCCUUGGGUGAUAAAGGUUCCUAUCACUGUAACCAUGCCAGAAAUGACAGAGAAUGAGACUCCUACAAAAAAGCAGCACAGAAAGAAAAACCGGGAGACACACAAUGCAGUGGAGAGGCAUAGAAAGAAGAAAAUCAAUGCUGGAAUAAACAGGAUAGGAGAGCUGAUCCCAUGUUCCCCUGCCCUGAAGCAGAGCAAGAAUAUGAUCCUGGACCAAGCCUUUAAAUAUAUAACAGAACUGAAAAGGCAAAAUGAUGAACUCCUGCUUAAUGGAGGAAACAAUGAACAAGCUGAAGAAAUUAAAAAGCUACGUAAACAAUUGGAAGAAAUUCAAAAAGAAAAUGGCCGAUAUAUUGAAUUACUGAAAGCAAAUGACAUAUGCCUAUAUGAUGACCCUACAAUCCACUGGAAAGGAAAUCUUAAAAACUCAAAGGUCUCUGUUGUUAUUCCCAGUGAUCAGGUUCAAAAAAAUAUCAUUGUUUAUUCCAACGGGAGUCAGCCUUGUGGAAAUAGCCAGGGAACAGCUGUUCAGGGGAUAACCUUUAAUGUUGGUCAUAAUUUACAAAAGCAGACCGCCAAUGUGGUGCCAGUACAGAGGACUUGCAAUCUUGUGACUCCUGUGUCUAUUUCUGGAGUUUACCCUUCUGAAAACAAGCCAUGGCAUCAGACCACAGUUUCUGCAUUGGCUGCCAACCAGCCUGUUCCUCUUUGUCUUCCUGCUACCAUUCCUGCUCAAAAUAUUCUCGAGCUUUCCACCUCUGAAAGCGAAUCGAGCGUGCUUGGUGCCACCAACGGCCCACUGAUCGCAGUUCCCAUUGGGCCUGAACCUCACCAACAUCGUUCCGUGCACACGUGUCUAAGUGAUCAAAGUUCUCCUGAAAAUAAGAAUGGGCAAGAGAGCCCCAAAUUAUUGAAGAAAACAGUCCCUUGUGCCACAGGCGUCCCCACCACUUCCUCAGCGACUGCCACUAAAGUGCACCACGGAAGCCAGUCCUGCCUGAGCAUCCAGGAUUUCAGAAAUGAUUUUCAAACCACCUUUGUUGUCUCAGUUACCACCACGGUCUGUUCCCAGCCUCCCAGAUCUGCAGGUGAUGCUUGUCCAGUGAGCAUCAGCAAGGGUGCAGACUCGGCGAGUGUUACCGCAGCGGUGGCCCCUUCUGCCCCUGCAGGAGGGAAGACCACCACUCCUGUAAGCACUCUUUCUGCAAACCCUUUGGACAAUAGUUGGACUCUUUCUUGUUCUUUGCCUUCUUCCAGUGUUAGUGCGUCGGAUUUGAAAAACAUUAAUAGCCUUACCCGAAUUUCCUCCGCUGGAAACACACAGACGACGUGGACUACUUUGCAACUGGCGGGAAACACUAUUCAGCCCUUAAGCCAGACACCUUCUUCUGCAGUGACUCCGGUAUUAAAUGAGUCUGGUAGCAGCCCUCCCACGACCAGCCACAGUAGACACGUCGCUACGGGCGUCAACAUGAAUAAUUCCUUUCCCGCAGACGGGCAGGUGGUUGAGCAAGUAGUUGUCACCUUGCCUUCUUGUCCAUCUUUACCUAUGCAGCCACUAAUUGCCCAACCACAAGUUAAAUCUCAGCCUCCAAAAAGUAUCCUUCCAUUGAAUUCAGCAAUGCAAGUGAUUCAGAUGGCUCAGCCAGUUGGGUCGGCUGUGAAUGCAGCUACAGCGAAUCAAAAUGUUAUCAUUCUUCAGCCCCCCAGCACCACCCCUUGCCCAACAGUGAUGAGAGCAGAGGUUCCCAACCAAACAGUGGGUCAGCAGAUAGUGAUCAUACAGGCAGCUAAUCAGAACCCUUUGCCACUCCUCUCAGCUCCACCUCCUGGUUCUGUUCGACUCCCUGUCAGUGGAGCCAAUGCUCUACUAGGGUCUAAUAGUUCAGUGCAAAAUGUUUCAACCCCCCAGACUUUUGGAGGAAAGCAUCUUGUCCAUAUAUUACCAAGACCUUCAUCUCUAUCAACAUCUAGUUCAACACAAACUUUUUCUGUUACCAUGUCAAACCAACAACAGCCUCAAACCAUUUCUUUAAAUGGACAGCUCUUUGCUUUGCAGCCUGUGAUGUCCUCAUCAGGAACUACAAAUCAAACCCCUAUGCAAAUUAUCCAACCCACCACCAGCGAAGAUCCAAACACCAAUGUUGCCCUGAAUACAUUUGGAGCUUUGGCCAGCCUCAAUCAAAGCAUAUCACAGAUGGCUGGGCAGAGCUGUGUACAGUUGUCUAUUAGCCAGCCUGCCAAUCCCCCAACUGCCGCAAGUAGUCAAACCAUCCCAGUUCACAGUGUUUCAUUAACAACAACAGUAGCAUCUCCCAUGACAACCGAUAAUUCAGCCACACUACCCAGUACUUAUAGUCUGGUAACUACUCCCUCAGUGAACACUGUAGCUUGUUUACCUAAUGUGAAGUCAAAAAGGUUUAAGAAGCCAGGUGCCAAGAAACACUUAGCAGCUCACAAGUCCACAUGUCCCCCGAAUCCAGUCAGAGAGGUGGGCAAGUUAGCCUGCCCCGGCACUGAAGCCACAGCAGAGCCGUCAUGUGGUGAUGGACUGCUGGAAAGCCUCCCUGUCGUGUUACCGUCUGUCACCAUGUCCCAGGCAAAUUGUGUGAGUGUUUCUGGUUCACAUUCUUUGGAUGUUCUAAAUCCUGAAUCCGUGAUACCCGAAUCUGUACCCAAAUCUAAGUCAACAGAAGAGUCUAGCUCACCCUCCCAAGCAUCUGUAAUGAGUGAACAUUUUGUAAUGGCCCCAGCAAAAUCCAAAGAUUCUGCCCCCAUUCUGCAGCAAGAGGCAUCUCAGGAUAAGCCACCAGCUAGUUUGGCAUUGUCAGAUGCUGCCAAAUGCUGCACUUCAGCCAGCGUGUUGAUUCCAUCUCCAAAUGAUCCCCACCUUUUGGUUUCUCAGGUUUCUGGGCUCUCAUCCACCACUAGCACUACAAGCACUGACUGUGCUUCUGAGGUAGAAAUCAUUGCUGAACCUUGCAGAGUGGAGCAAGACUCAUCAGAUACGAUGCAAACGACAGGUCUGUUAAAGGGGCAGGGUUUGACUGCAUUGCUGUCUGGUCUUGCUAAAGAAAAAGACUCUCAGAAAUUGUCUCUUUCGGUGCCAGUGGACCAUCCUGACUUUCCUUCUGAAAAUUCUAAAAUGGCGGAUUCAAGUGUCGAUUUACAUCCCAAACAGGAGCUGUUACUGAUGAACAGUGAUGACAGAGGUCCGGGGCAACAUCACUCCUGCGUCCCUGAUCAGGAGGUUAUUAAUGGCUCCUUGCUUGUCAGCAGGCAGGCCGACUCUCCCAUGUCCACCAGCUCUGGCAGUAGUCGUAGUUUCUCAGUUGCAUCCAUGCUUCCUGAAACGACGAGAGAGGAUGUCACCAGCAAUGCAACAACGAAUACCUGUGACAGCUGUACCUUUGUAGAGCAAACUGAUAUAGUUGCUCUUGCUGCAAGAGCUAUUUUUGACCAGGAGAACCUUGAGAAGGGAAGAGCUGGCACCCAGGCUGAUAUGAGGGAGGUUACUUCAAAGCCUUCUGAAGCCUCACCGUUAGAGGGAGACCAGCCUUUCAAAACACAGAUGUCUAAAGAGAGUGGCCCAGGACAGGCAGAAGCAACACCAAAUGAAUUUAAUUCUCAGGACUCAAUCGAAGCAACUGUGGAUCGAUCCCUCGGAAAACCAAGUUGUUCUGUAGGAAUCAAAACAUCAAAUGCCUCUUUACAGGUUUCGACUUCUCAGCCACCAAGCAUCACCAGUUUAAGUGUCAAUAAUCUUAUCCACCAGAGCACCAUCAGCCAUCCUCUGGUCAGCUGUGCUGGUCUAUCCCAAACCGCAGAGCAAGCACCUGUUCCGGCAACGGUUAAUCUGACUGUUGCAUCUAGUUCCUACGGUGGUCAGCCUCCCGGGCCAGCUCUGAUGACCGAAUAUUCCCAAGAACAGCUAAACACCAUUACUGGCACCAUACCAAAUCCACAGGUUCAAGAGCCACUCUUAAAGCCAAGUCAGGAAAGCCGCAAAGACUCCGCCAAGCGUGCUGUCCAAGACGACCUUUUAUUGUCUUCAGCUAAACGUCAAAAGCACUGUCAGCCAGCCCCGCUGAGGCUUGAAGCUAUGUCGCUGAUGAACCGCACUCCGGACAGCAUUUCUGAUCAGACUCAGAUGAUGGUCAGUCAGCUCCCUCCCAACUCUGCAAACUCUGUUGUGCCUAUUAGCAACCCAGCACAUGGAGAUGGCCUCGCACGAUUAUUUCCACCGAGUAACAAUUUUGGGGCCCCUGCAUUGAGACAAACGGAAGUUCAAUGCAAUUCUCAGAAUUCAGUUACUGAGCAGCAGCAAACCCAGGCCAGUCAACAUCUCCAGGCCCUGCAACAGCAUGUUCCAGCCCAAGGGGUAUCUCACCUGCACGGUAACCACCUCUACUUAAAGCAGCAGCAGCAGCAGCAGCAGCAGCAAGCAGGACAGUUAAGAGAGAGGCAUCACUUGUACCAACUGCAGCGUCACGCGCCUCAUGCAGAGAGCUCUGUCCACUCUCAGCCACAUAACGUCCACCAACAGAGAACUCUCCAGCAGGAAGUCCAGAUGCAGAAAAAGAGGAAUCUCGUUCAGGGCACUCAGGCCUCUCAGCUUUCCUUACAACCAAAGCACCACGGAACUGACCAGUCCCGCCCCAAGAGUGGUCAGCCACAUCCCCACCAUCAGCAGAUGCAGCAACAGAUGCAGCAACAUUUUGGAAGUUCCCAGCCAGAGAAGAGUUGUGAAAACCCUUCGACCAGCCGGAGCCACCACAACCAUCCCCAGAACCAUCUCAGUCAAGAUAUGAUACACCAACAGCAGGAUGUUGGAAGCAGGCAGCAAGGUUCGGGGGUUUCUUCUGAACAUGUAUCUGGGCAUAAUCCAUUACAGAGGCUUUUGACUUCAAGGGGCAUAGAGCAACAAAUGGUGUCCCAGCCCAGUAUCGUGACUAGGCCUUCAGACAUGCCCUGUACUCCACACAGGCCAGAGAGAAAUAGAGUUUCAAGUUAUUCUGCCGAGGCACUUAUUGGAAAGACAUCUUCUAACUCAGAGCAGAGAAUGGGCAUGUCACUUCAGGGUUCCAGAGUUUCAGAUCAGCUUGAAAUGAGAAGCUAUCUUGAUGUUCCCAGAAAUAAGAGUUUGGCCGUUCACAAUAUGCAGGGUCGCGUGGACCAUACUGUUGCCUCGGAUAUCCGCCUUACUGACUGUCAGACGUUUAAACCAAGUGGAGCCAGUCAGCAGCCCCAGAGUAAUUUUGAAGUACAGUCUUCAAGAAAUAGUGAAAUAGGUAACCCGGUAUCAUCAUUGAGGAGUAUGCAGUCCCAGGCUUUUCGAAUUAGUCAAAACCCUGGUCCACCACCAAUCGACCGCCAAAAGAGAUUAUCUUAUCCACCAGUUCAGAGUAUUCCGACAGGAAAUGCCAUCCCCCCAAGGGACAGUGAGAACACAUGCCACCAGAGUUUCAUGCAGAGUUUACUUGCCCCUCACCUUGGUGAUCAGGUCCUUGGAAGCCAGAGAUCACUCUCAGAACAUCAGAGGAACACACAGUGUGGUCCAUCCUCUGCAAUUGACUAUAAUUGUCCCCCAACCCAUGAAAGUGUCCAUAUUAGAAGAGAGAGUGAGAGUCAAAACAGGGAGAGUUGUGACAUGUCCCUAGGUGCGAUUAACACCAGGAACAGCACCCUGAAUAUUCCUUUCUCAAGUUCUUCUUCUUCAGGAGAUAUUCAGGGUCGAAACACAAGUCCCAAUGUGUCUGUACAGAAGUCCAAUCCCAUGAGGAUAACUGAUAGUCAUGGGACCAAGGGCCACAUGAACCCUCCGGUCACAACCAACAUGCAUGGGGUUGCAAGGCCAGCUUUGCCCCAUCCGUCUGUGUCUCACGGAAAUGCUGAACAAGGGCCUCCUGUACGUCCAACUAACUCUUCAGUUCCCCAGCGAUCAAGGCAUCCCUUGCAAGAUAGCAGUGGUUCCAAAAUUCGUCAACCUGAAAGGAAUCGUUCCGGAAACCAAAGACAUAGUAAUGUCUUUGACCCAAGUCUUCCCCAUCUUCCUCUGUCCACUAGUGGCAGUAUGAUUCUUGGACGCCAACAAGCCGCUACAGAGAAGAGAGGAAGUAUUGUUCGUUUCAUGCCCGAUAGCCCACAAGUACCUAAUGAUAACUCAGCGCCUGACCAGCAUACACUAUCACAAAAUUUCGGUUUUCCUUUUAUUCCCGAGGGUGGCAUGAAUCCACCAAUAAAUGCUAAUACUUCUUUCAUUCCACAGGUUACUCAGCCUAGUGCCACUCGAACGCCAGCUCUUAUUCCUGUAGAUCCCCAAAAUACUCUGCCCUCCUUCUAUCCCCCCUACUCCCCUGCUCAUCCUACGCUGUCUAAUGAUAUUUCCAUCCCCUAUUUUUCUAAUCAAAUGUUCUCAAAUCCUAGCACUGAGAAAGUAAACAGUGGAAGCUUAAAUAACCGAUUUGGAUCAAUUCUGUCUCCUCCUAGACCUGUUGGUUUUGCUCAACCAAGUUUUCCUCUGCUCCCUGACAUGCCGCCAAUGCACAUGACCAAUUCUCACUUGUCUAACUUUAAUAUGACAUCUUUGUUUCCAGAAAUAGCUACAGCUCUUCCCGAUGGCUCGGCAAUGUCACCUUUGCUUACAAUAGCAAACUCCUCUGCCUCUGACUCUUCCAAGCAGUCCUCAAACAGACCUGCCCACAACAUAAGCCAUAUUUUAGGUCAUGACUGCAGUUCAGCUGUUUAAAUACUGAUAGACUAAAUGUAAAUGUAUCGGGUGAGAUUACAAAUGUGUUUGUGUGUGCAUGCACACAUAAUGCACAUGGUGAGGGAGGUGGUGUGUGUGUGUGUAUGUCUUUUGUGUUUGUGUAAUCAGUUUCCAGUUAUCUUCCGAAUGUAGGGAAGCCACAUCAGAGAUGAUGCGAAUACUGGGUUGCCAGCAACAAACUAUCUUUCAUUUUUAACUGCACGGUGUGCUUUUUAAGUUUUUCAAGCGGAGUUGCAUUUUCAAGUUUGAUUUGUAAUCUUAUAUUCCCUAAAUACUUACCAGCUGGAAGUUGGGGGAAAAUCCCUUUGGCAUGUGUGGGGUAGUAGGAAAGAACCUAGAUUUUAAAUUUGCUGAUCAUUUGUAAAAUAGAUAACUUGAGGUAUUUGAGUUUCUCUCCAAAAAUACAGACACUUUUGAUAUAACGCAGUGGCUCAUCACCAAGUGCUUGGCUGAUGACAGCAUCUAGAACAGUUUCUUGCCCCUGGCAGGUAUUGAAUUAAUGUAGAAUGAAUGUCCAUGGUUCAAAUCAAGCAGUUAGCAAAUAAAUGAGUUGCUCGAUCAGCCUUUACUCCCAAGUUUUCCUGUAGGUAGAGGCUUCUUUCUUAAUGAUAACAAUGCCUAAGCUAUCUGAAUUUUAAUGUCUCAUUCUUCAAAUUAGGGAGCCAUGUUAUCUUUCAGUGUGCCAAGAUCCUGGAAAGCAAAGGUCUUCCUUACUUAGCCUUAAAAAUAGCAAUCUGAAAAGCAAAGUACAUAGACUUUGUCCAUUUUGUGCUUGCAUUUUUGCAUCAGGUCCUAAGGAUAAAAGCAGUUGUAUUGCAGAAUUUUACAUGUGUUUUGGCAAAGAUUGUUGCUUCAUUGGUUGAACUUUGUUUUCAACAUUUUCUUCAUUCUGUUUAUUUGAGCUCUAAAUGCUUUCUUUUAUAUUUGUUAAUCAUUAGGGACUGCUCAGUAAAUAGUGUGUUUGGAAUUUACACAGUUAUAUGAGCCUUACUUUUUAAAUAUUUCUGAGCAGAGUCUUAAGCUCUGUCAGUGUUUUCAUUUAUUGAUAUUUAUAUUUAAAAGAUGGCAUUGUAUGUUACAUUAUUACCCCGCAUAGUAGAAUUAUAAUGAGAAGACGAAUUUGUUCAUUAUUUUUCCUGAUGGUAGAUGUGAAAUGGUGCUUCAAAAAAUUGUCUCUGUAUAUGUCUCUGUGUGUGAGUGUGUGGGGGGAGUGGGGGAAGGGGGACAGAACACAGACAUAGAUUUGAAAAUAUAAACUGGUCCUUUAAAAAUUGGCCUGCCAUCUGGAAAUGGAAAUUGAGACCUGAAACCUGCUGAAGUAUUGGAAAACUGGAUGUUAGGGUUUUUAAAAGCCCCACAGCAGUUAAUUAUGUAUACACGCACACACACACACACACACACACACACACACACACUCAUAUAUUGAAUUUUGAAAAUUAAAAAAAAACCCUC